Molecule: messenger RNA, 1078 nt
Organism: Anopheles stephensi (Asian malaria mosquito)
Lineage: Eukaryota; Metazoa; Arthropoda; Insecta; Diptera; Culicidae
Product: nurim homolog
Exons: 2
Coding region: 149-910 (253 amino acids)
Cellular component (GO): nuclear membrane
Source: RefSeq, a predicted model, not a curated record
AUUGCUAAAUUCGCUGUUUUAUUGACAGAAAAACAGCCAAAGAAAAAAACAACAUUCUUCCACCCCGCUGUGGGUAAACAAAACAGAACGCCAGCUCGCAUUUUCCGUAAUUGUACCAGCAAACUGUGUUCCGAUCAAAAUCGGCAAAAUGUUCUCGUUUAAGCAGCUAGUUUGCUUCGUGCUUUCACUUCUCUCCUUCAUGUCCGUGUUUUAUUCCGUGGGAAAGCUUGGCAUUUUCCUGGCAACGCCCAGCCGCACUCCGUCAUCGACCCAAGCCUUCCCGUCGAACCGUACCGAGGCACGGGCAGCCCUGUUUCCGCUGUUCUUCAACACCAUCUGGGUGGUUCUGUUCGUACUGCAGCACAGUGCGAUGCGGGCUGAUGUGGUAAAGCGGGUUUGGAGAGCGAUCGGACUCGAGCUGGCCGAACGAAGCCUGUACAACAUUGCGUCGUCGUACUGUUUGCUGCUGCUGCUGAAGAACUGGAAAUCUUCACCGACCCAGUAUCAGCUGUGGUUUUUCGACGUUGAACAAAACAAAACGCUCUGGUGGCUGAUGGUCGGAUCGCACGUGCUGUGCUGGAUUGUCGUGUACGGUGGUAGCUUGAUGGUUGAUUUGCCGGAGCUGAUCGGAUUGAAGCAUGUUUACUACGACAUCAACGAUCUAGCACCACCGAUGUCGUACAAAUCGCGCGAUUUGCAGGACUACUACAAACGCUACCGUCAUCCAUCAUUCGUUGCCCUCUCGGUGGUGCUGUGGUUCACCAACGGUAUGUCGGUUGACCGUUUUUUGCUUGCCAUCGUUUGGAGUGUGUACAUGUACCUGGCCUGGAAUACAACAAAGGCAGACCUUCAGUAUCAUCAGCUUCAGCUGGAACGGAAACGUGCCGAGUUGGUGCGUGUCACGAAAUAAGCUCGGCGCCCUUCUUCCCAUGCGCAUCGUUUGUGCAGUGUGUAUGGAGGCGUACCGUGUUCAUCAAAACUGACUGACUAAUUUAUUUUUCUUCGUAGCCUUUACAAACGAGUAGAACCUGAUACUCCAAUGAACUAAUAAAACUAACCAAAGUAUUUGAUAAAAAGA